Molecule: messenger RNA, 1609 nt
Organism: Paramecium pentaurelia
Lineage: Eukaryota; Ciliophora; Oligohymenophorea; Peniculida; Parameciidae
Source: the annotation of a GenBank genome assembly
UAUGUCAAGCACUUACUUGGAAUAGGUGAGAUCAGCAUUUUCUUAGAUCGAAGUCAUCGAAAAGACCAUAGUAUUUUGUAUGCAGAGUAAAUAAGUGAUUCCAAAUCAAUCUGUGUUGUUGGAUCACAGAAUACACAAUUUAAUUUAAAUGGCGCAAAAAACAGCAGCAGAUGCAUUGAUAUUAAUUGAUGGUGCUGAUGGUUGGAAGAAAGAAGAAAUGAAUUAUCUAUAAGGUGUUGGAGGUUCUGGAGAUGUUUGGGAAAACUUCUAUGAAAGAUUUAAGGAAAUCAAAGAUUAUCAUAAAAGAGUCACAAAUGUUUAAACUAUGCAAAAUAAAGUAAAUUUUUUUUUAAAUUUAUAUGUUCAGGUCGAAUUUUACUAUGAAUAAGCAUUUGCACCACCAUUCAAAGAGCCCUAUUUCUCUGGAGAAGAACAUCAUGGUAGAUUUCUUGAUAUGCAUGCUAGCUAUAAGGAAUUCUUGAAUCUUAAAAAGUUAAAGGAAAGUAACAAAAUAAAAAUUGGGGAUUAUUUGUGGUAUUUGCAAAAUUUUUAAAAUUUUCAUGACAUUCCACUCUAUAUUAAAGAAAAAGAAGGAAGUAAAUAUAAAAGAUAUCUUAUUAAUAUGUUGGAAUACUUACGUAGUUUUUAUUAAAGAGUAGAUCAUUAAUUUAUUUUAGGUAAAUCCUUUAUAAGAUGUUAGCAAAAUUGAAUAAAAAAUAGAUAUUGAUUUUUAAACUUAAUGGGAAAAUGGUUAAGUAAAAGGUUGGGAACAUAGAAAAGAAGAAACUGAAGAAAUUAGAGGACAUCCUCAUUAUUGUGAAGCUUGUUAAAAGAAAUAUUAAAAUGAAAAUACAUUUGUUAAUCAUUUUGAUGGUAAAAAACAUAAAGCAUUGGCUAAAUUAAAAGAAAAACAAAUAGAAUAAGUGAUUUAAACUAUCAAUCAAUAAGAAUAACCAAAAGAAGAUAAUGAAGGACAAAAGAAAAAGAAGAUGGCUUAUUUAGAAGUGGCUAUUUUAUAAUACAAAGAUACUUUACAAUAAUAAUUGAAUGAUACAAUGAAUUUAGUAAGAAAGAAAUAAAGUAGAAGAUAUGAAGAAAAUGAAGAUGAAGAAGCAGUUUAAGUAUAAGAUUAAUAAUUAGGUUUAUAUUGAUAAUAAUAAAAUAUAGAUUAACCUGAAGAAGCUAGUAGUGAAGAUGAAAGUCCUAUAUAUAAUCCAAAGAAUUUACCAUUAGGAUGGGAUGGAAGACCUAUUCCAUAUUGGUUAUAUAAAUUACAUGGGUUGGGUGUUGAAUAUAAAUGUGAAAUAUGUGGUAAUACAUCAUAUUGGGGAAGAAAGGCAUUUGAAGAUCAUUUUCAAGGAUGGAGACAUUCUUAUGGUAUGAGGUAAACUAUUUUAUUUAUAUUAAAGAUGUUUGAGAAUACCAAAUACAUUACAUUUUAAAGAAAUCACUAAAAUUUAAGAUGCUAUAAGUUUAUACAAAAAAAUCUAACAGGAUCAAGAGAGAAGCAAAUUUAGACCAGAAUAUGAAGAGGAAUAUGAAGAUACUGAUGGAAAUUUGCUUAAUAAAAAAACUUAUUAUGAUUUAAAAAAAUAGGGAUUAUUGUGAA